Linum tenue is the source of this 975-nucleotide messenger RNA. Lineage: Eukaryota; Viridiplantae; Streptophyta; Magnoliopsida; Malpighiales; Linaceae. The record is from the annotation of a GenBank genome assembly.
CUCCCCAUUUCACCGGCCCCGCCGGAACACCGCACUCUGCUCUUCCCCCAGUCGACCGCUGACCAACGGACUCCACGGCGCUGCCGCUUGACUACCAACUUCCUCUUCUGUUCGCGGCUGAGACCAGGCCAUGGCGAGCAGUCUUCUCCGGCGUUUGAAUCCCAUCUGAAUUAGUUCAAUUUCUGGACAUUCUCUAUCUCUCGAUAGCUACUACUGUACUACAACUCUUCCAGGCCCAAGCGUCUCUUAAAGCAAGGGAUUACGACUACUCGGACUCUGGACCAUACUAGCAUUGCUAGUUUCCUUAACACGAUAACAAGAAGUGGAAGUUUAAGGUGGGUUUGCAACACUGAUCGAGGCUUGAGCAAUGGAGAGAUCCCAGCCUGAGAUCGGAUCUCUUGAAGCUUCUCUACUCCACAUAGUCCAAGAUCACCAACAAGCGACUGUCCGCCUGCACGAGCAGACAGAGAUUCUUUCCCAGAGAUAGCCAAGAAAGACGCAAUCAGGAAGGCAGUGAGGGUGUCGAAUCUGUUGGUUGAUUCUGUGAAUGGUGGAGUGGAAGAGUCAUUUCUAAUUGAGAAGCGAAUUGAGUCGGAGAUUCGAGUGUUGGCAGCCACCAUUACUCGAUUCAUGAAGCAGAGCGAUCAAUGGCUAUCAGCUACUCAUGCAAUGAACACAGCUAUCAAGGAAAUUGGGGACUUUGAGAACUGGACGAAGGUAAUGGAGUUUGAUUGUAAAAGCAUUGGUGCAGCGAUUCAGAAUAUUCACAAAGAGUAACGGCAGCAGAGCCUAUUAUGUUGUGCCCUCAAUGCCUUGUACACUAGGCAAGUUCCAUUGUUUCUUUAUCUUAGAUCCCCCAUUGAAAAUGAUCUACAUAAAAAUGCUGGUGUCUUUCUCUAAAGUGAAGCAUAAUUCGCGUUUACUCUCCUUCCCUUCGCAUGUUUGUGUGAACGGAAUCAUUCCUGAGAAGUAGAU